ACAUAUGUGUGCCGCGAUGUACGUGCUGCUACCCGUGACGGGAUAUGUUCUCACAUCAGUCCUGCUGUUCAAAUGUCCGUCACUUUUGCAUCGGAAGAAACGGGAGACUUUCAGGAGCAGACACAUAUCGCACCGCGGGGGUGCAGGUGAAAACCUGGAGAACACCAUGGCAGCUUUCAGACAUGCGGUCCAGCUGGGCACAGACAUGCUGGAGCUGGAUUGUCACCUGACCAAGGAUGAGGAGGUUGUGGUGUCACAUGACCACAACCUGAUGCGCUCAACGGGCGUUUGUGCUAACGUCUGUGACCUGGCGUACACUGAGCUGCCCCCUUACCUGUGCAAGCUUGAUGUCUCCUUCCAGAGAGAGUGUUUCUGUGAGGGAGGGGAGGAUAAGCACAUUCCCCUGCUGAGGGACGUCUUCGAGGCCUUCCCGCACACCCCCGUCAACAUCGACAUCAAGGCCAACGACGACACGCUCAUCAGAAAGGUCUCAGAACUCGUGGUGAAGUACAACCGCGAGCAUCUGACCGUUUGGGGAAACACGAGCAACAAGAUUGUGCAGAAGUGCUACAAGGAGAACCCACGGAUCCCCAUCCUGUUCAGCCUGCAGCGGGUUGGGUUGUUCUACACGGGCCUGCUGCCCGUCGUGCCGCUCCGGGAGCAGUUCCUGGAGGUCCCCAUGCCCUCCAUCUUCAUCAAGCUGACCGACCCCAGGAGGCUGACGAAGCGCCAGCGUUUCAUUGCUUGGCUGGCUGAUACUGCUGCUGAUGAAGAAAGCCCUAUUUAA
Messenger RNA from Conger conger (European conger), 787 nucleotides. Its product is annotated as lysophospholipase D GDPD1-like. The record is from RefSeq and is a predicted model, not a curated record. The transcript has a single exon. Bases 5 to 787 code for a protein of 260 amino acids. NCBI's taxonomy places the organism in Eukaryota, Metazoa, Chordata, Actinopteri, Anguilliformes, Congridae. Gene Ontology annotation, biological process: N-acylethanolamine metabolic process; glycerophospholipid catabolic process. Gene Ontology annotation, cellular component: endoplasmic reticulum membrane. Gene Ontology annotation, molecular function: phosphoric diester hydrolase activity; phosphatidylcholine lysophospholipase A1 activity.